Messenger RNA from Rotaria sordida, 2223 nucleotides. The record is from the annotation of a GenBank genome assembly. NCBI's taxonomy places the organism in Eukaryota, Metazoa, Rotifera, Eurotatoria, Philodinida, Philodinidae.
AUGGAUCUUGCUAUCGCCAAUUAUGGCACCAACAACGUUGGUAUAAUGUUUGGAACUGGUAACAACACUUUUGCAAAUCAAAUCACGUUUUCAACUGGUCCGAAUUCCCAUCCAUACUCGAUUGCUGUGGGUCAUUUAAAUGACGACAACAUGUUAGAUAUCGCGGUCACCAACAAUGGAAAUAACAGUGUCGCUGUCGGUGAUUUUAAUAGCGACACCGUAUUAGACAUCGCCGUUACCAAUGAAGAUGAGAACACUGUAAGUGUACUUCUCGGAUAUAGUAAUGGCUCUUUUGCAAGACAAGUAAACUAUUCCACUGGCACUCAACCAUAUGGUGUAGCUGUUGGUGAUCUUAAUAACGACAACCGACUCGAUAUGAUUAUCACUAAUUCUGCUAAUAACACUGUAAGUGUAUUUCUCGGAUAUGGUAAUGGCUCUUUUGCGAGUCAAACGACAUAUUCAACUGGUACGUUGCCAUACUAUUUAGCUGUAGGUGAUUUGAACAACGAUACCCGACUGGAUAUUGUCGUCACUAAUUAUCUUGACGAGACUGUAAGCGUACUUCUUGGAAAUGGCAAUGGCUCUUUUGCAAAUCAAGCGACAUGUUCAGUUGGCAUUACUCCAUACUAUGCAGCUGUUGGUGAUUUUAACAACGACACCCUAUUGGACAUUGUCGUCACUAAUUCUAAUAACAACACUGUAAGUGUACUUCUAGGAUAUGGCAAUGGCUCUUUUGCAAAUCGAGUAGAAUAUUCAACUGGCAUUUAUCCAGUAUUUAUAGUUGUGGCUGAUUUUAACAAUGACACCGGUUUAGAUAUCGUCGUCACUAAUUUUCUUGACAACACUGUAAGUGUACUUCUCGGACAUGGUGAUGGCUCUUUUGCAAUGCAAAAGACAUAUUUAACGGGCGACAGACCAAAUGGUUUAGCUGUCGGCGAUUUCAAUAACGACACCAGACUAGAUAUUGUUGUAAGUAAUUCUGGAAAUAAUACUAUAGGUAUAUUCCUCGGAUAUGGUAAUGGUUCGUUUGCAAGUCAAAAGACAUAUUCAACCGGUGCUUAUCCAUUCACUUUAGCUGUUAAUGAUUUUAACAACGAUAACCGACCAGAUAUCGUCGUCACUAAUUAUUAUGAUGCCAAUGUUAGUAUUCUACUCCGUUAUGAUAGAGGGGCUAUGAAAAAUGAAAUUACAUUUACGCCCAGUGCUGGUGCCCAUGUGAGAAGCGUUGCUAUUUCUGAUUUCAAUAACGAUAGUCUAUUGGAUAUCGUCGUUGCUAAUUAUGGUAGUAAUAAUCUAGGUGUCAGUCUUGGAUAUGGAAAUGGCACCUUUGGAAACGAAAUGAUAUUCUCAACUGGAUUAAAAUCUCAUCCUUAUUCAAUUACAAUUAAUGACUUCAAUAAAGACGGUCAAGUGGAUAUUGCAGUGGCCAAUCAUGGUACUAAAAGUCUUAGUACAUUUCUGGGAAAGGGAAACGGAACAUUUGAAAGUCAAGCAAAUUAUAGCACUAGUUUCGAUUUUGCUCCAUUGGCUGUUGGUGUUGGUGAUUUCAAUAAAGAUGGACAUCCGGAAAUUGUUGCUGCAUAUGAUGAUACUGAUAAUUUGGAUGUGUUUGUUUUAUAUGACAUCGGAGAUUUUUCUCAUCGAACAACAUAUUCAACUGACCCUUGGCCAACCUCUGUCGCUUUUGGUGAUUUUAAUAACGAUACUCGACUGGAUUUCGUUGUCACUACUACGCAUUACAAUAAUGUAGCUGUAUAUCUUGGAUAUGGUAAUGGCUCUUUUGCAAAUCAAACGAUAUAUUUAGUUGGAAAGGGACCAUACUUUGUAGCUGUUGGUGAUUUUAAUAACGAUGCCCGAUCAGAUAUAGUCGUCGCUAAUCUUGAUGACAACACUGUAAGUGUACUCCUUGGAUAUGGCAAUGGCUCGUUUGCAACACAAAAGACAUCUGCAGCUGGCUUUAAACCAUAUUUUGUAACAAUUGGUGAUUUUAAUAAUGACAGCCGACUAGAUAUCGUCGUCGCUAAUAAUGAUAGAAAUUCUGUAACUGUACUUCUAGGAUAUGGCAAUGGCUCUUUUGCAAAUCAAGCGAAUUAUUCAACUGGGUCUCGGUCAUUGUCUGUAGCUAUUGGGGAUAUUAAUAACGACACCCGACUUGAUAUCGUUGUCGCUAAUUUUGAUAGCAAUUCCACAUUAUCGUCGCUAAUUAUGGCACCAACAAUGUAG